Molecule: messenger RNA, 1026 nt
Organism: Frankliniella occidentalis (western flower thrips)
Lineage: Eukaryota; Metazoa; Arthropoda; Insecta; Thysanoptera; Thripidae
Exons: 6
Coding region: 213-800 (195 amino acids)
Source: RefSeq, a predicted model, not a curated record
GUCAGUCCACGAACAGCUCCGUCGGAAGCUCGGACAGCGGGCAGCUAAACUGAUGCACUGUCAGGAGGCGCUCGCGGAGCGAGGGCGGCACCCUGGACGCCGAGGGGGCCGUCGCGGGCGGGGGCGGCGCCCGCCAGCCCAGGGUCGCGGCGGAGACUAGGCGCAGGCGCGUGGAUCGCCUCGCCCAACCAAACUAUCGUCACGAUAGCAGGAUGCGCAAGGCAGAAGUGCGGCCGAAUCUCUCCGUGGGACCGGACCCGAUCUGGCCCAUCUCCAAGGCGGCCCUGCGCGCCUCGCCCACCACCAGGGUGUCUAUGCUGUCCAUGGCACCCGCGCGGAGGUCAGAGUUGCACGCCAACGUCAGCGUCAGUCGGUCGCGCGCCGCGCACGCCAGCGGCAGCGUCACGUCGAGGCUGAGCGCGAGGCUCGAGGCGCUGUCCAAGCCCAGACUCUCGCGGGCGCCGGCGCCGGGGGAGGGGCCGAGCGCGGCGGGCAGCCAGCGGCGCCUCGUGACGGACGCGGAGUGGCGGCGCCACAAGGACUGGCUGCGGGUCAACGCCCAGCCUCGCAGGGACCACUCUCUGGACCAGCAGCGCGGCGUGCGGCGCGGCCGCUCGGCCAGCCUCCGGCGUCUGCUGCCACGCCUGCGCGUCCUCGCCAAACCAUCUCACCGGUCGGUAGUCAAGACCAGCGAACCGCAACUCAAAACGGUGUCACAAGGAGCCCUGCGAUACCAAGCCUCAGAGCGUAUAAUUCGACUGUCCCAACCACUGCAAAGACGUCUAUCUGUCAGUAGGUAGGAAAUGUCACAACAUCCAACCGUGAUUGGACCAAGAGGACUGAAAUGUUUUGAUACAGGAGGGGGGAAAGAAAAACGUGGGAUAAAGAUUUUCUUUUUUAUUACAAUUCAUUAUACAUGUUUAACUUCCUGAUAUCAGUACUGGUCUCGUCAGUAUAAGACCAAUAAAUGGGAAAAAAACAAUGAUCAACAGAUAGAAAGAAAAAAUGGGGAGGGGGGUGGGAAAA